AUGGAUGCUAAACCAGUUGCGGCAUGGGACCAGCUUGCCGAAACCUGGGACACGUUGAUGGGAACUCCAGGCAACGAUUACUACACUGUCAUCGAGCUGCCUGCAUUGGAACGCCUGGUGCAGCCAAAUCCUGGAGAUUGUGCCUUGGAUCUUGCCACGGGGAAUGGCCUUGUAGCGCACUGGAUGGCCCAAAAAGGGACCAGCGUCCUCGCAACAGAUGGCAGUCCCGCUAUGGUCGCGAAAGCUCAAGCCCGACAGUCAAAGAGACUCGAAGAAAAUGGGGAAGUCAAAGUCUCAUAUCAGAUCCUCGACGUGACAGAUCCACAGCAUUUUGACGAACUUAUUCAGUCUCGAGGUCUUGGGGCCGGGGGAGCAUUUGAUAUCAUCACGAUGAAUAUGGCAAUCAUGGAUGUCUCUACCUUAGAGCACCUUGCUAAUGCACUGCCUAAAUUAUUGAAAAGGGAUGGGGCCGUCGAAUAUAAGGACAAUCCCGAGUCAGGCCGAGAGGAGGUGUUUCAUUCCUUGAAGAUGACCAAAUACUUGCACGUUCCACCCUACAAAGGCGUCGCAACUCAAUCCCAGCCUCACCCGCAGCUAUACUUCCACCGUCCAAUGCACGAAAUCUUUGCUCCAUUCUUUAAGGCAGGCUUAGUCCUGGAUGCUCUGGAAGAGCCAAAUUUCGACGAGGCAUAUGUAAAGGCAAGGGACUUGGAUAUAGGAUCGCUCCGGCAGUUCACACAGUUCCCUAAAAUUCUUGCCUUUAGAAUGAAGAUUGCGUGA
Molecule: messenger RNA, 780 nt
Organism: Trichophyton verrucosum HKI 0517
Lineage: Eukaryota; Fungi; Ascomycota; Eurotiomycetes; Onygenales; Arthrodermataceae
Exons: 4
Coding region: 1-780 (259 amino acids)
Source: RefSeq, a predicted model, not a curated record